GAGCUCCUUUUCACUUUGUUUAUGUGGUUUUGGAACAGUCCACUGAGAGUUUUGUUUGAGGGUGUCAGAUAGCCUCGACAGCAAACCCACGUGAGUUCGCAGAAGCAAAGUCCAGCUGUCAGUGGACCGGACGGGACGAGGACGUCCAGCUCAGGUGCAAUCUGUUGUCGAUAUAUUCAAGACCCUGGCCGAUAUUUGACAGAAGAGGAAAAAAGGGAUUUCAGAAAGAACAAACGUACUGGAUUUUCUGCAGCAAUUUUGAAGAGUUUUUCUUUGUCCAAUUGAAUUUUUUUGUUUUGGACUGCAGCCAUGUCAGAGGACAAAGAAAUGUCAUGCAGCAGCUCCAUCUGUCGCUUCCCUCUUAUCCCAGUGAAAGGCAUUCCUCUCAUGAGCUGCAUCGCCAACAACUUUGACGCCAUUUCAGCUUUCUGUCCCGACAGCUCGGACCUCCUCAUCGCCACCUACCCCAAAGCGGGGACAACGUGGACCCAGGAAAUAGUUGAUCUGCUUCUUAACAACGGCGAUGCCGAGGCCUGCAGACGAGCCCCCACGCCGGCCCGUAGUCCUUUCCUGGAGAUUUGUAACAUAUUACAUCUCCCCUCAGGCCUUGAGCUCCUGAGUAAAAUGGCUCCUCCGAGAAUCAUUAAGACACAUCUGCCAUUCCAGCUGGUUCCCGCCGGAUUUUGGGAAAAGAAGUGCAAAGCUAUCUACGUAGCGCGCAACGCUAAGGACAACGUGGUGAGCUACUACCAUUUUGAUCGCAUGAACAUGACCCAACCUGAGCCUGGACCUUGGGAGGGCUACAUCCACAAGUUCAUGCGCGGAGAAUUGUCGUGGGGCUCCUGGUACGAUCACGUGAAAGGUUAUUGGGAGGAACGAGACAAGAGGAACAUCCUGUACAUUUUCUACGAAGACAUGAAAGAGAAUCCCAGACGUGAAGUGGAACGCAUCAUGAGGUACUUGGACUUGUCCCUCUCUGAUGACAUCAUCACUCGCAUCGUGGAGCUGACGAGCUUCACAGCAAUGAAGGAGAACCCAAUGGCCAACUACACUUGCGCCCCCAAGAGCGUUUUCGACCGGUCCAUCUCGGCCUUCAUGAGAAAAGGAGAAGUGGGAGAUUGGAAAAAUCAUUUCACACCUGAGCAGUCGGCAGAGUUUGAUGCGGACUACGAGAGGCAAAUGAAGCAAGCGGACAUCCCGUUCAGAACGGAGUUCUGAAAGCGAAUUUUGCUUGCUUUGCUAC
Molecule: messenger RNA, 1243 nt
Organism: Syngnathoides biaculeatus (alligator pipefish)
Lineage: Eukaryota; Metazoa; Chordata; Actinopteri; Syngnathiformes; Syngnathidae
Product: sulfotransferase 1 family member D1-like
Exons: 7
Coding region: 310-1218 (302 amino acids)
Biological process (GO): sulfation
Cellular component (GO): cytoplasm
Molecular function (GO): sulfotransferase activity
Source: RefSeq, a predicted model, not a curated record